AUGUUCCACAAAGAAGACAAAAAUCAGCUAGCAGAAAAUAAGGGUGAAUCUUGUUUUAGACUUAGUUCGUAUGCGGGUCGAGUAGCAAAACCAGCGAAUCACUACAUCAGGUGGAAUUUACUAUUUACUUUCCUAAUAUUUCUCUUCAUUUCAUCGUCUGUAUGGGUCCCUGCUAUUCCUGCUUUAAAUGACUUCGCCCUAGAAAUCGUCACCAUAAUCUGCAUUAUUCUUCAUCUCCUUUGGAUGAUCGCUGUUUUCAAUGCACUGAGGUAUACGUGGCGCCUUAGAACUUACGCGAGCCAUAAGAUCGAUCUCAGCAAGGUUCAUAACCCGGAGAAAAUACAGGUGAAGCAUUUGGUGGGUAUUUGCAUUUACAAAGAGCCAUUGCAACUAGUUAUGGACACCGUAGAUAGUAUCGCUUCGCAGCCGGAUGCCAAAAUGAAGAUUACCUGCUUAGUUGGCAUGGAAGGCGGCACUCCUGAAAAAGAAAAGAAGAAGCAAGUUCUUCACGAGAAGUACGACUCGAAGUUUGAUCGCUUUAUAGUCACUUUUCAUCCGAAAGGGCUUCCUGGAGACAUACCUGGAAAGUGUUCAAACUUCAAUUAUGCUUGUCGCCAAGCUAUCAAGCAAUUAAGGCUUGACAAGGACUAUCCUUUGGACAAAUCUGGCAGUAAAGUAGAGCUUCUCGUGACAACCGGCGAUUGCGACUCGAUUUUUGGAGAGAGAUAUUUUGAUGCCAUGGAGGAGGACUAUUGGAACCUCACUGCUGAGCAACGACGUUCUACAGUUUGGCAGUCACCGCUAUUCUACUGCAUCAAUCUCGAUAAAUCGCCUUUUUUUGUAAGAGUCACUGGUCUGCUGAGGUUCGCUACGCUAAUUAACUUUGACUCCAGACGUCGAAAGACCAACUUCAUUGACAGGGCAUUCUUUAUGAUGGGAUACUUGAUACCAUGGAAUAUCAAUACAAUGAGCAUUUUCUCACUUACUCUGCCAUUGCUUGAAGCGGGCGAGUACACGCAUCCAGGCUAUCAGAUGGACGAUAUAAUUGCGUUAAUCAGAUGGUCAUUAGCUGUCAGGCGAAAGUGCAUAAUCCGUCCAAUUCCGGUUGCCACUCUUAGUGGGCCGACAAGCGGGAAAAAUUAUAUUGACGAAUGGUACGAAUGGGCGCGUCAAGUUCGUAGGUGGACAAUAGGAGCAGCUGAGGUUUUCCACUACUUCGUCAUCAAAUUUUUCCGUCUGCCAUUCAUUGUUUCACUUUCUUUUGCUGCCAAAUUCGUAUUCUAUUACGGCUUUCUACUUUGCAUAGCAUCUGUGUACACCAUAGUUGCUCCUCUCGUUACGCCAGCCAUGUUAAGUGCCGUUGACCACGGUGUCUGGGGUCUGGUGAUCCCAUCAAAGAAUGUGUUUACAUGGAUAAUGUUAGGGUUUCUUGGUUUACAGUAUAUAUGGUUCUUCUUUGUGUUUCUAGUAAAUUAUCUGUGUGAACCGGUGUUUCCAGCUGGGAAAAAAGACAAAACUGGCCUUAUUCGCAAUAUAUUCCAUUGGAUAAUGACAUGGCCUACGAUAACUAUGUACUGCAUUGUGGAACUCGUGGCAUUCUUGGAGGUAACUGUACGUGGAAAAUCUGUCUGCUCUCACAAUGCUUCUAAAAAGGAUAAUCUUGUUGCUCCACUUACCACUGUGCCAGACAGAAUGGAAGUUUGA
This is a messenger RNA of Strongylus vulgaris, 1704 nucleotides long. The record is from the annotation of a GenBank genome assembly. Lineage: Eukaryota; Metazoa; Nematoda; Chromadorea; Rhabditida; Strongylidae.